This is a messenger RNA of Lodderomyces margitis, 894 nucleotides long. RefSeq names its product spermidine synthase (gene SPE3). Gene Ontology annotation, molecular function: spermidine synthase activity. NCBI's taxonomy places the organism in Eukaryota, Fungi, Ascomycota, Pichiomycetes, Serinales, Debaryomycetaceae. Gene Ontology annotation, biological process: spermidine biosynthetic process. Gene Ontology annotation, cellular component: cytosol. The coding region runs from base 1 to 894 and encodes 297 amino acids. The transcript has a single exon. The record is from RefSeq and is a predicted model, not a curated record.
AUGUCAGAACAAUUAACUCACCCAUCAAUCAAGGAUGGUUGGUUUGCAGAAAUCUCGGAUACCAUGUGGCCAGGUCAAGCCAUGUCCUUGAAAGUUGACAAAGUUUUACAUGUUGAAAAGUCUAAAUACCAAGAUGUCUUGGUGUUCAAAUCUGAGACUUAUGGUAAUGUUUUGGUAUUGGACAAUUGCAUCCAAUGCACUGAGCGUGACGAGUUUUCUUAUCAAGAAAUGAUUGCUCAUUUGGCUUUGAACUCUCAUCCAAACCCAAAGAAGGCGUUGGUCAUUGGAGGUGGUGAUGGUGGUGUUUUGAGAGAGAUCUUGAAACACGAAAGUAUUGAAGAAGCUUGGUUGUGUGAUAUUGACGAAACCGUCAUUGAAGUUUCGAAAAAGUACUUGCCAGAAAUGUCCCAAUCCUACAAAGAUCCAAGAACAAAGGUUCAUAUUGGAGAUGGUUUUAAAUUCUUGGAAGAGUACAAGAACCAAUUCGAUGUAAUUAUCACAGACUCAUCUGAUCCUGAGGGACCAGCUGAAUCACUUUUCCAGAAGCCGUAUUUUCAAUUGUUGAAAGAUGCGUUGACCGAAAAGGGUGUCAUUACUACUCAAGCUGAAAAUAUUUGGAUCCACAUGGAUAUCAUUUCCAAGUUGAAGAAGGACUGUGCAGAAAUCUUUCCUGUUGCAGAAUAUGCCUACACUAUGAUCCCAACUUACCCAUCAGGAUCAAUUGGUUUCAUGGUAUGCUCAAAGGAUGCUAAUGCUAACGUUAGAAAGCCAGCCAGGUUCGAUUGGAGUGAUGAAUUUGUGGCAAAGAAUUUGAAAUAUUACAACAAGCAAAUUCACGAAGCCUCAUUCAUUUUACCAAACUGGGCUGACCAGAAGUUAAACAAGAGUAGCUAG